AUGUUCAUCUGGCCGAAGAAGUCACCUCCUCUUGCUCCUCAUCUGCCAAGCUUUUAGAGUAGUCUGAUGUUUCCAAACCACACACCAGAGUGUUUUCCAAAGGGGUGUGUAAAAAAGGGAUUUCCAGGAAGGAAACCAUAUCUGCUUUGGCAGGGGGCUCGUGAAGGAAAGACAGAAUGUGUGGAAUGUUGAACGUAGCAUUUGCAAAGAAACGUUGUUUAAAUGCACCUAAGACCUUUUGAGAAGCUUUCACAAGAGUUCCAAGAUGGGAGAACAAGACCCCAGUGACAGGCUAGGAGGAGACUCUCUGAAAGACACAAAGGAAAAUGGCACCGGAAGCUUCUCCCAGUUCUCCUCAAGCGUACGCACCAUGGUGCGCAUUCGCCAAAAGUACCAGGCCAUGAAAAAACGGCGUCUUGAAAUAGCAUCAGUGUCAUCCCAGGGCUUAAUGUCUCCACGGUCCACCAGCCCAAAGGUUUUCACUUUUGAUAAUAUCCAAGACCCCAUAAGCUCUAACCCCUCUUCCCCACGCAAGCGGAAGAAAAAGAGGAGGACACGGGUUUUAUAUCCGAGCAACAGUUUGAGAGCCGUACCUACAAAAGAGAGAAGCCGUGCAAAGAACUGCCUCUACUUGUUGUGCAUCAUUGUAUUUCUACAAGUUUACAAUGCCAUUGAGAACUUGGAUGACCAUGUACUCAAAUAUGAUCUGGACGGACUGGAGAAAACACUUAAGAGGGAAGUGUUUGGCCAACAGGAAGUUGCAGACAGUCUUCUGGGUCAUUUGCAUGAUUAUUUGUCAACUUAUGUACACAAUAAACCUUUAGUGUUGUCGCUUCACGGGCCUACUGGAGUUGGGAAGAGCCACGUUGGCCGAUUACUAGCUCAGCAUUUCCGCUCAGUUGUUGGCGACGACUUGGUGAUGCAGUACUUCGUUCUGCACCAUUGCCCAACAGACGACGAUAUCCCACAAUGCACUAAAUCUCUGGACUCUCACGUCUCGGAAAUGGUGACUCAGGCUGAGGAACAGGAGAAGAUACCGGUCUUUAUCUUCGAUGAGGUGGAACACAUGCCUAGGGAGUUGCUGGACACACUGCAAGACCUGAUUCAUCCCAAAAACAACAACGAAUACUUAAACGCCAUCUACAUUCUCAUCAGCAACCUGGGACAUGAAGACAUCACCAAAUUCGUUCUGCACAACUCCAGCGUCGCCGUCUCGGGCCAUCUGAGCUUGAUUCAGGAGCUGAACCCUUGGUUGCGAGGCUACCUUGAAAGAUACCACAUGCUAUUUUUGGAGGCAGAGCUCCUGCCCUUUAUGCUUCUGGAGAAGAGCACCGUAAUGGAUUGUUUUAUUGAUGAGAUGUCCAGGGAAGGAUUUUAUCCAGAUCGAUCCCAUGUAGAAAGACUUGCAGAAGAACUAUCAUACUACAUAGUUGGCGAACGGGAAUUUUCUCACACCGGAUGCAGGCAGGUUGUGGCAAAAGUGAACCUUCUCUGAAACCAAAUCUGCCGUGCAGAUGGUCAACGUGAGGAAAUUGUUAUUGGUGCCAUGAGAAUGGCAAUUCUUUUCACAUUUCAUUGUGCAUUCUAUGUAAAAAAAAUUGUUGUACAGUUAUACGUUAUAUUUGUAAAGAAAAUUGCAUACUGUACUGUUUCAAAGUUUGGGGUGCGUACUGCGUACAUUUAUUUUUAUGUUGAAAGAAGUCUCUUCUGCUCACCAAGAUUGCAUUUAUUUGAUUAAAAAAUACAGUAAAAACACUAAAAUUGUGAAAUACUAUUACAAUUUAAAGUAACUGCUUUCUACUUGAAUAUAGUCUAAAAUGUAAUUUAUUCCUUUGAUCAAAGCUGAAUUUUCAGUAUCAUUACUCCAGUCUUCAGUGUCGCAUGAUCCUUAAAAACUGCAGUUAUUUGAAUAAUAUUUUUUUAACAUAUUUACUGUCACUUUUGAUUGAUUUAAUGCAUCCUUGCUGAAUAAAAGUAUGAAUUUAUUUAAUAAAUAAUUUUCUAACCCCAGACUUUUGAACAGUACCGUAUUUUUCCUCAUUUUUGUACUGUGAAGCAGGUCCAUGAAACAAGCACAACUCUAAAUAACACAAAACAGCAUUCAGUUUUUCUUUGUUUAUUAAAAUUUCUCCAACUUAUUCAAGAUUGUAAAAUUAGUUAUUAUAUAUGAUAACAAUAUAAAUAAUAGUAAUAUGCAAAAAACUGUUUGUAUGUACAACGCAUUGAUAUCUGUACCCAUAAAGAGUUCAAUGCACAAAAAGCUAAUUUGUACACCGAAACACUUUUAAAAUGGUUUGCAAGCGGUAUUAUUUCCCACAAUACAGAGUUGCACUCUAACCAUCAAUGAGUGUGAAAAAAGAUAGUGUUGCUAGCUCUAAAAAUACGCGUGCCGUCUGUUCAGUUUCCUGUGAGGCCUAAAGCCCUAGAAGUGCAACAUCACUUCUACAGCAUCCUGAGAAACCUCAACUACAACCAUCCAAGUUUAUGACCUUUGCUCACCAACGUGAUAAACCAAGUCCUUAACAUGCACUGACAUCACCAGAGAAACACGCAAAGCUUGCACAUCUACCGCUACUUGUGUAAUUUGGUUUGCUCUAGGUAAAUAUACGGCUGUCGUUAAAUAAAUUAGGUGAUCAGCAAAUAUUUCCCUUAGAAGGCCAGAUCUUACGGCCGGUUGAGAUUAAAUCACUCGGCUC
This is a messenger RNA of Carassius gibelio (silver crucian carp), 2696 nucleotides long. RefSeq names its product torsin-4A. The record is from RefSeq and is a predicted model, not a curated record. NCBI's taxonomy places the organism in Eukaryota, Metazoa, Chordata, Actinopteri, Cypriniformes, Cyprinidae. Gene Ontology annotation, cellular component: nuclear envelope; endoplasmic reticulum lumen. The coding region runs from base 266 to 1495 and encodes 409 amino acids. Gene Ontology annotation, molecular function: ATP binding; ATP hydrolysis activity. The transcript is spliced from 3 exons.